This is a messenger RNA of Xyrauchen texanus (razorback sucker), 1417 nucleotides long. Its product is annotated as cysteine-rich PDZ-binding protein-like. Gene Ontology annotation, cellular component: dendrite. NCBI's taxonomy places the organism in Eukaryota, Metazoa, Chordata, Actinopteri, Cypriniformes, Catostomidae. The transcript is spliced from 5 exons. The record is from RefSeq and is a predicted model, not a curated record. Gene Ontology annotation, biological process: cytoplasmic microtubule organization. The coding region runs from base 87 to 392 and encodes 101 amino acids. Gene Ontology annotation, molecular function: microtubule binding; PDZ domain binding.
AAAUAUUUUCUAGCUUCAUUGUUUUUUUUUUUUGCAUCUGAGAACUAUUCUGACGUGUUAGCUACGAUUUUCUGACACAUUUGAAGAUGGUUUGCGAAAAGUGCGAGAAGAAACUGGGGCGGGUCAUCACUCCUGAUACCUGGAAAGAUGGUGCUAGAAACACGACAGAGAGUGGUGGGCGAAAGCUAAAUGAAAAUAAAAUGCUGACCUCCAAAAAAGCCAGGUUUGAUCCUUAUGGAAAGACUGGUUUUGCCAUCUGCAGAAUAUGCAAAAGUUCUGUCCAUCAGUCUGGUUCACACUAUUGCCAGGGAUGUGCAUACAAGAAAGGAAUUUGUGCCAUGUGCGGGAUAAAGGUUAUUGAUACCAAGAACUACAAACAGACCUCAGUUUGAUUCAUUCUAUGUUCUUGAAGACAUCUUGUAUUUGGUUGUGAUAGGGGUGUUUGUGGAUGAUUGUGUUCAUUUUUAGUGCAGAGGUAACAAAGGAGCAAUUUGCAGUGUUUCGUGACUCUGAAAGUGUUGAGAAAGUGGUGCCCUGGUUCAUAACUGUUAUGAAUGAAGGGCAUAUGUUAUUGGUAUUUCUGUCCCACUUAAACAGAGCAAUAUUUUGGCUUGUACUGUUUGGAAAAAUUAGAAGUAAAUCUGUUUAAAUAAAAAUGUCUGAAAUGUGCUCAUUAGUUUGGCAUUUCUUAGGCAAAUUUUCUAUAAGUUAUUUAUUCUACAGAACAUAACAGUAGUUAGACAAUUCAGACCAACCAAUCUAUUGUACCCUGAAAUACAGUCAAUUCACAUUACAGCAAUUUAUAGCCCCUUUUUAAAACUUACAUGGCCAUUGGACCUUACCAACCAAAAGUAGACUUUGACAUUUAAAUGUCAUUCCUUCCCCCAAGUCAAGAACAUCUUUUCUAUCAUCUCCUUUUACAUUGCUUUAAAAUGUGUUUUUUCCCUAGAUUUAUACAAGUCAGUGUAAUUACUAGAGCAUCGAAUGUAAAAAUGAAGACAAAUAGAACAAGUACAUUAGGUCAGUGUAAAAUAGCAACAGGUUUAGUGUACAGUGAUUUUGACAGCCUGUUUAAAUUUCUUAAUUGCUGCAACAGUGUCCACAGUGGCAUCUGUAUGUUUUGUUGUUUACUUUUAAAUGAUAAUGUGGAUUUUUAGAAGUCUCCAGAAUCCAUAUAUUGUAUGAAAUAAUAUUUGUAGACAGUAACUGCUGUGAAUGCUCUUGUAGUCUGUUUGAUUAUUUGCCAUAUUUUAAGGGCAAGAAGGCAUAGCAAUACUUAAGAAACUUUAAAAUAUUAUUCCCUUGAUAUCUAUUAAAUGAAGAAUUGUCUGGGACACCGAUUACAAUCUGGACAGUUUCUUAAAGUCUGUAUAUAUACACACAGUAUACAUUUUUUUUUUUUGCUAAAUAAAAUUGU